This is a messenger RNA of Mobula hypostoma (lesser devil ray), 7796 nucleotides long. RefSeq names its product zinc finger and BTB domain-containing protein 5. Bases 207 to 2249 code for a protein of 680 amino acids. The transcript is spliced from 2 exons. Gene Ontology annotation, molecular function: DNA-binding transcription factor activity, RNA polymerase II-specific; protein binding. The record is from RefSeq and is a predicted model, not a curated record. NCBI's taxonomy places the organism in Eukaryota, Metazoa, Chordata, Chondrichthyes, Myliobatiformes, Myliobatidae. Gene Ontology annotation, biological process: regulation of transcription by RNA polymerase II. Gene Ontology annotation, cellular component: nucleus.
GGCCGAUGGGGAGGAGAAAGCGGUGGCCGUUGCCGUCCUCAUUCAUAGCAGCACGGACGCCGGAGCUCGGGCCUGUUGCAUGCGAUCCGCGGGCUCCAGGGUAACGUCCCGGCCCGGUCGCACUCAGCCGAUCGCUGGGCUGUCGCGCUUCGGCCGCUUUGUGCAGGAACGGGGGAGGCACUGGCAGCGGUGCGCGGCACAGGAUUAUGGAUUUUCCAGGGCACUUUGAGCAAGUGUUUCAGCAGCUGAACUAUCAGCGGCUACAUGGACAACUCUGUGACUGUGUGAUUGUUGUUGGGAGCCGACAUUUCAAAGCUCAUCGCUCUGUGCUUGCAGCAUGUAGCACCCACUUUCGAGCUCUCUUUACUGUCCCUGAGACUGAUCAAUCAAUGAACAUGGUUCAGCUUGACAGUGAAGUAGUCACGGCAGAGGCUUUUGCAGCCCUUGUUGAAAUGAUGUAUACAUCCACUCUAAUGCUGGGAGAGAGCAAUGUAAUGGACGUGCUUUUAGCAGCUUCCCACCUCCACCUGAAUUCUGUGGUGAAGGCUUGCAAACAUUACUUAACAACCAGAACUGUACCCAUGUCCCCUACAAGUGAAAGGCUUCAAGAACAAAAUGCUCGUAUGCAGAGGUCAUUUCUGCUUCAGCAGCUGGGUCUGAGUUUAGUAAAUUCUGCCCUCAGCUCCAGUCAAACAAUGGAUGAGCAAGUUGGUGUGAACUCGUCACUGCGCCACCACUUGGAGGAUCAGUCGCCUGCAUUUCCUGUCAGGCGUCUGCAGAAAAGGAAAGCCAUUCCUGAUGAAAGAUCAAAGCAAAGGAUAAGACCUUCCAUGGAUGAAUCUAUCAUCACUGAAGGUACAUCAGACAAUGGACAAGCUGUGGUGCAUACUUGUGAGGAACUGUUUACACCAGACUCCCUGAAAUUGGGAGAUGGCUCAAAAACUGAUGCGAGUGUUGAAAAUCAAGUGGAAAAUGCUAUGAUUUUUGAGCAAGCCUUUAGCACACCAGAGGAUAACCAGGUAUCCAGUCAGUCAGACAAAGGAGUCAGCCAUUCACAAGUAUCCGUGGUUUCUCAAGCAACCCACAUCGAAACUAGUUUCAACCAAGAUUCUGCAAAUGAGAAAUCAGAUUUUCAUACUGAGACUACAGAGCUUCACAUAAAUGGAAGUGAGGAACAGGUCCGCAUUGUUGUAAAGGCUGAACCACUGAGCUCGCCUGAUCCUCAAGAUGAGACGAGUGAUGCUGCCUCACAGGCUGAAGGCAGUGAGUCAGUGGAGGUGGAAGGAGGAAUGCCUAGUGCAGAAAAACUGGAGCUUAGUCCAGAGAGCAGUGACCGAAGUUUUUCUGAUCCUCAGUCUAGCACAGACAGAGUCACCGACAUACACAUUCUGGAAUCUGCAAACACAGACACAAAAGCCCCCUUUCAUAUUUCCACCUUUUUGAAUAAGAACCGAUCAAGCAGUUUCAGUGGAGGCCAAAAUGCAGAUGACAACCUCCCGAACACAACGAGUGAUGGCAGAAUGGAGAGUGAAGCUACUUACUUAAUGAGCCCAACAUCCAGUGUGUCUGCGGGUGUCAAUUCAACAAUGGUAGCAACGCGAAUGGAGAAUCCCUUUAAUGACAGUGCUGAUUCUCAUUUCAUGCGACCUAUGCAGGACUUGCUGGGCCUGUCAUGUGGGCAGUCUUCAGAGUACAAAACUGGGGGAGAACCAUUCAGAUUGGAAUUUCCCAGGCCUAGUUCUGGAUUGCAUUCACUUUCUAGGCAGUCAAUCAUUUCAUCACGAGGAGGAGCCACUAAUUUUCCGGGUUAUCGCCGCAUUGCCCCAAAAAUGCCCAUAGUGACUUCUGUUGGAGAUGGAGGUUCUGGAUCACAAGACAAUGGCUCUAAUUCUCAGGUCCGAAUAUUAAACAGUACCUCUUCCACGUUUGAAAAUAACCAUUCUUUACAGUCUGGCCCUCCACAGCUGACACGGGCAUCUGCAGAUGUACUUUCAAAGUGUAAGAAAGCCAUGUCAGAACACAAUGUGUUGGUGGUGGAAGGUGCCCGCAAAUAUGCUUGUAAAAUUUGCUGCAAGACAUUCUUAACAUUAACAGAUUGCAAGAAACAUAUUCGUGUUCACACUGGAGAGAAGCCCUAUGCAUGUUUAAAAUGUGGUAAAAGAUUCAGUCAGUCGAGUCACUUAUACAAGCAUUCUAAGACCACCUGCUUGAGAUGGCAUGGUGGCAAUUUGCCAAGUACUCUGCUCUGAGAUGGACAUUCUCCAUAUUUGUAUUUGCUGCUUUGAAGGGUGCUGACCUCUUUUUAUUUUAGAAAAAAGAGCUCUUGUAAGGUGAAAAUGAUGAAAAUAGAUGUUUCACUUGCAAUUAAUAGCAAAAUGUCAGUAAGGUGCCGAGUUCAGGGCAAAUUAAAUUUUGUAGAAUUUAGUAACUGUAUAAUAUAUAUAUACUGCAAUUUUUUAUGCUGUUCAGCUAUUUUAUUUCAGUAGUUGCUGACUAACCAAAACCUGCAAAGUGAUUAGCACAGAAUAGUCUGUUUGUGUAUUUCCUGAAUGUAUAGCUCAUGUAUUAUCUGGAUGAUGUAUAAAUCGAGGAGCAAAGGAGACCUGUAGGGUGAAUAUAUUGACCAUUGAUUAUCUGUGUAUUUAUGUGGUCUGAUGGGAGGGUUGGGAGAGGAGAAAGGAAGGUUUGAUUCUCACUAUCUGCUAGUGAAUAAGCCUUUACUAAUUAUAUCACUGUGCAGGAGGACAAAAAAUCAGCAUUGACCAUAUGUUGCUCUUACAAAUCCAUAAAAGACAUUCUGAUCCAAAAGUGAAAUACUCCAGAUGCUGGAAAAAUGAAAAACCACAAAGUGCUGGAAAUACUCAGCAGGCCAGGUAGUUUCUGCGAAAAGAGAAAGACACUUUGCGCCAUUUGCCAUCCAGUUAACAAUAGUUGGCAAUCUGGAAGAAUGAUUAAAGGUACCAUCAUAAAGAUUUAAUAUUGUGAAAGCUAUGUUAUGAAUGAAGAGAAUUGCUUGUGGAAUUGUUUUGAUGGGGUGAAAUGAACCCAGUACCUGGUGGGGCUCUGGUUGACAGCCCGAAUUUGACAGUAAUUGUCAUGGAUAGAUAUACAGCUAAAGCUCUUGGAAUGUGGAGAUGCAAAGAAAGUGCCAUUCUGUGCUGAUAAUUCAGGGUAUUCAUUUAAAGCAGACAUGAUUUGACUAGAUUGUAGGGUGAACCAUUAAAUAUAUGGAAUGCGCAAAAGGAUUAUUUUCUUUCUAGAACCGAUUUGUUUUAUACUAAUGGCAUACAUUAACUUUCUCCAUGGAUAACAAACACUUAUCUGACUUUUUCAGACAUUAUUUAUUAGCCCUUGUCCUAGUGUUCCCUUAAAUGUAGGACAUGGAGAGGAUGAGUAGCGUGCCAGUGAAGAGAAAGCACCACCUGAACAAUGAAGCCCUGUCACAGAAAGGGGCAGGCCAGAGAACAAAGCACUGGGUGCUAAAUCCUAGUGCAUUGGAGCAUGAAUCGGGGAUUGGGCGGAAUAGUUUGCGGGAGAGACAAUUUACAUCCUUGCUUAGUUGAAGAUGUGUAUAUAUGUAAAUUAAGGUAAUUGGCUACAAAAUAAAAGUUGUUUCAAUGGGACCUUGAUCUCUUGGUACAGAUUCUUAAUUCCUGUGUGCAUAGUUGUUCCUACUACUCUAAAGCUCUCUUGUUCUCCAUAUUUGAGAUAAUAGUAGUCCUUUUCAAAAUACAGCUAGCACUUUGUGUGGAUCAAUUUGUUAUAAAUGACAUGAAUUUGUUGGAAUAUUAGAGGUAGGUAAAAUAUUUUCUGUUUCUGUCUUAGAAACUUGAAUAGAGAAUUUCCAUUCAUUGUAAUCCUUUUCAAUGUUCAUUUUAUCCACUCAGUGACCUGUAACUAAUAAAGUGGCCACUGAGUGUACGCUCGUGGUUUUCUGCUGCUGUAGGCCAUCCACUUCAAGGUUUGAUAUUUUCUGUGUUCAGAGAUGCUUUUCUGCACACCACUGUUGUAACACAUGGUUAUUGAGUUACUGUAGCUAUCCUGUCAGUUUGAGCCAGUGUAGCCAUUAUCCUCUGACCUCUCUUAUCAACAAGGCAUUUUCACCCACAGAACUACUGCUCACUGGAUGUUUUUUGUUUUUCUUACCAUUCUCUGUAAACUCUAGAGACUGUUGGGUGUGAAAAUCCCAAAAAAUCAGCAAUUUCUGAGAUACUCAAACCACCCUGUCUGGCACCAUUAAUUAUUCCAUGAUCAAAGUCACUUUGUUCACAUUUCUUCCUCAUUCUGAUGUUUGGUCUGAACAACAACUGAACCUCUUAACCAUGUCUGCAUGCUUUUAUGCAUUGAGUUGCUGCCACAUGAUUGGCUGAUUAGAUAUUUGCAUUAACAAUGAUGUGCCUAAUAAAGUGGCCACUGAAUGACCAGUCCUGUCCUCGAAACUACAAAAUCAGACUGUUCAAAAAGAGUGUUAAGUUGUAAUGUUAUAGUGUUUCCAUCAGGUGAAAUUUAUCAUUCAAAUAAGAAAGUGACUAAUAAUGUCACUUCUAAUCCAAAUUUCACAGUAUGCUUUUGAUUUUGAAGUGCUUUGCAGACUAUUAUUUCAAUGGUUCAACAGAUGCCUGUACUGUAUUUGCGGGUUUCUGACAACUGUUACAGUUCAAUUGAAGACUGACAAUAAUUCGCACAAAAUUCCCUGAUACACAUUUGCAUCUUAAAUGUUAUUUUUCUUUACCUUAAAUGCUGAAAGAGAAACAAGGUAAAUUUGUGGGAUUCUUGAGUUUUCAAAAGACUCAUGUUGCUGAUAUCAGUAUUAAGAGAUUGCAGCCUGCCAUUAUGCUGAGAGUCCUGAACUAAGUAGGAGUUCCUUUUUUCAGUUGAUCCAAAGAUUCAGCUAAACACGGAAUUGGUGUUUGAAGCAUUGGGAAAUGGUUGUUAAUCAUAUUACAAGUCAAUUGAAAAUCAUAUUACAAAUCAAUUGAGGGUGGAAUCUCAUGUGGAUGGGGUGGUGAAGAAAGCUUUUGGUAUGCUGGCCUUUAUUAAUCAGAGCAUUGAGUAUAGGAGUUGGGAUGUAAUGUUGAAAUUUGGAGUAUUGUGUACAGUUCUGGUCACCGAAUUAUAGGAAGGAUGUCAACAAAAUUGGGAUAGUACAGAGGAGAUGUACUAGAAUGUUGCCUGGGUUUCAUCUCCUAAGUUCCAGGGAAAGGUUGAACAAGUUGGGUCUUCAUUCUUUGGAACGUAGAAGCUUGAGGGGGGACUUGAUAGAGGUGUUUAAAAUUAUGAGGGGGAUAGAUAGAGUUAACAUGGAUAGGCUUUUUCCAUUGAGAGUGGAGGAGAUUUAAACAGGACAUGAGUUGAGAGUUAAAGGGCAAAAGUUUUGGGGUAACAUGAGGGGGAACUUCUUUACUCAGAGAGUGGUAGCUGUGUGGAACAAGCUUCCAGUAGAAGUAGUGGAGGCGGGUUUGAUGUUGUCAUUUAAAGUUAAGUUGGAUAGCUAUAUGGACAGGAAAGGAAUGGAGGGUUAUGGGCGAGUGCAGGUCGGUGGGACAAGGUGAGAGUAAGAGUUCGGCACGGACUAGAAGGGCCGAGAUGGCCUGUUUCCAUGCUGUAAUUGUUAAAUGGUUAUAAGUAAUGAAGAACUUUCUGCUGAAAUAAAUACGCUAAAAAAACUCUUCCUGAUUGAGAUUUAAAGAAUAAUGGUGAAAAAAUUUUUUAAAAAAUCUUUGGAAAAUCAUAUUCACAGUAGUACAAACGACCUGAUCUCUGUAAAAGGCCAGUUUACUCCAUAUGAAAUAAUUCUGAUGACAUUAACUUUAUGUAUAUUAUUUAUGAUCUGCUAUGGAAUAAUUUAGAUAAUCAUACUAUUUUUAAACAAACACAGGAUGGUUCAGAAUGACUUAGCUGUAAUCAGAUCAGCCCUUGAGGGUGGAAGAAUCAUUCAAGCAAAAACUUGAGUUUAAAUUUAAUUCUCUGCUACAUUGGAGAAUAAAGUGAAUUGAAUUUCUGUGCUUUUCUAACCAUUAAACUCUGUCAUUUGAGAGGGACCAUGGAGUUCAUUGACAAUCCAACUGGUGUCAAGUCCUAGCACUUCCCUCAAUUUACCUUUCCACAGUGUUACAUCUUGCCAACAAGGUUUGUCACUGGAAUGUGGCUAAUUUGCAGGAUAAAUAGGAAACUAUUCAACCCAUGUUGCCUCCAUUCCAGAACUAAUCACCUGGUGUUUAGUCAUCAAGCUGUAUACUUGGAGUCCCAGCACCAAGUCAUUGUCGAUUUGUUCACUAAAGGAAAGAGAAUGGGCCCAACACUUAACAUUUUCAAAAUAAAGUUCUUUACCUAUUCAACUCUGCAGAACAACACUGUACCCAUCACUUAAAAGGUCCACAGGAAAACACGGACUACUACUUGUAUCUUAAGAAUUAGAACGAAGAUGUACAUUGAUUGAAAUUUCCUGAUGCCUUCACAGUGUUUGGCCAGUCGUGUAAUGAAGUAUGGCGAAAAGUUCAUGGUGUACCAUCCAGCAGUGAUUCAUGUGUCACCCUCCAUUAGCAUUCAGAGCUCUGGAAAGGUACCAUUAAUACUGUCUCCUCAGAGUACUUCAAAUUCAAGUUAAGGUGACUAAAGUCAGCACCUUCCUUGAGCUCCAAAGUAUGUUCAGUCAGGCACCAGAUUCUUCAAAUGGACACUCCAAGCUCUGCGAAAUCAUGAAGACAGCAGGAUGGUCUGAGGAAACCAUUCAGAUAUGGUCUAGAAUCUUCAUAGAAAUACCAGCUCAUGCAAGUCCCUGUCCUGUGACUGCCUGAAAUGGAGAAGCAUUUAGGAUGGUAUUGGACACCUCGGGUCUAUUCAUUGAGCGAUACAUAAAUGGUGGAGGGGCACACUCUGUCCCCAAAUGAUCCCUCCAUGCACCACAUCAAACACCUGCCCUACUUGUGGCAGAGGCUGCAUGUCCCAGAUUGGGUUCUAAGGAUAGAAACAAGAUAAAACCAGAGAAAUAGAAUGGAAGGAAGUUAUCCUUUUUCAAGGAACUUAAGACAAUUUUGUGAAUAUUGAACUAUGGCAUAUGACUAGUUGGAUGCAGUUCAUUAGUAAUGCCAUACAACCUGUACGUUGAGUUUCUGCAUGUCCAACCAGUUGGUAUUUUAACAAAUGUAUUACUAUUUUAACAUCCCAAUCACUACUGUACUGAUUAUUUUGAAAGUUAAAAUUGAAAAUUAUAAAACUUGCUUGUAUGUAAUACCAUUCCAUCAACUCAUUUUUUGUAAAAACUAUCACUGCAAAUUUUGCGUGGAUAAUGUACUUUUUUGAAAGCUAAAGGUAGCGGUAAACCUGCUUUUUAGUAAUGUGGAUUCAUGCCACAGUGAGCACUCUUAAUUUUAUGGAAAAGCAAGUUUGUGGGCAUCUUCUGAUGAAAAGUCAUUGAACUAAACUUAACUGUUUCUUUCUGCAAACUGCAUUUUUUGUCUUUAUUUUUCAUUACUAUACAAUUUCCUGUUAAAAGGGAGCCAUUUAACUCCAAGCAGUGCAUGCCACAUUUUCUCCUUAGCAGUGCCAUGUACAAACUACAUAGGGGCCAAAAGCAACAUCCAAUUUAUUUUCAGAAUGUUGUAAAGUAGGGGUUUAUUGCCCAUUUCUACUCAUCUGGAGAAAUUAAUAAUCUCCUUUAAAAAUACUAGUACUGAUUGGUUUGUUCAGCCAUUUCAGUGGUCUGUCACACACUUGAGUGGUGUGGAGUUAAAGUCACACUCAGGCCACAUUGACUAAAGAACAGCUUCAAUGGUACUCUUUGGAAAUUAAAGAAA